Molecule: messenger RNA, 585 nt
Organism: Medioppia subpectinata
Lineage: Eukaryota; Metazoa; Arthropoda; Arachnida; Sarcoptiformes; Oppiidae
Source: the annotation of a GenBank genome assembly
AUGAGAACUCUAGUCCAUCUGGUCAUCACAUGUGCCUUAAGUCAGACUACCAUGGGCAAUAUAUUUUCGCAAACGGUUGUCACCGAUGGAAAUACCGAUCAACAAGAAUACAACACAAGUCUGUGGAAAGUGAAUAAAUUGCAAACGCAAACAAUCCGACGACUGUUGAGAGAUAACCCGCGCCUCGAGUUCGUGGAGGAGGAGAACAGAGCCCUACGCGCUGUGUGUGAGGCCUACGGGCAGCUGAUAUGUGUGCUGAGAGGUGAGCACCAACCGGCCCGCAACCCGGCACUCGUCGCUAUGCAUCGCGAUAUCACUGUCCGCAUGAAAGCCAAUUCAGCGUUCAAUUUGCCGCUAUAUUUGCUACAAAUGAGAGCAACCCAUCGGCGCCAAUACCCAGCGGCUGCUCAUAACGGACCCGAUUUGUUGGCCAACAAUGGCUCAACUUUGGCCGCCAACUAUGGAACCGCUUCGGACAACUGGCCCCGUAAUGGCCCCUAUGAUGGCUCGAUUGCCGGCUUUAUAGAACUCCCCGAAGCAGCUCAAGCCCAACAGUUUGAGAACAACACUGACCAACAGAAUUGA